This is a messenger RNA of Juglans regia (Persian walnut), 1964 nucleotides long. RefSeq lists its product as uncharacterized. Lineage: Eukaryota; Viridiplantae; Streptophyta; Magnoliopsida; Fagales; Juglandaceae. The transcript is spliced from 3 exons. Bases 576 to 1256 code for a protein of 226 amino acids. The record is from RefSeq and is a predicted model, not a curated record.
AUCAAAUAUGUCAACACUGCCCCGCUCAAGCUGAGGCAAAGAUAUCUCUCAACUUGCAUAAAGCUGUGUGAAGACACUACUAGAUGUCAAUGGACAGCUUUGCUGUCCAUAUUUGUUUCUUUAUUUAUUUCCUUGAUUUACUCUUCUGUACAAUCAGCAUAAUAUUUGACAGAUUGUAUAGGGAUAGAAUUAGCAUAUACUUAUUUCUUUCCAUGUAUAGAACUCUUGUACAGUUUAUAUGAUAAACCGAGAUCACAAGGUCAAUUGGUUCAGUCAUUCAAACAAAAUUCUGACUUAUUUUGAAAUGGUAUCAAGAGCCGCUUGAAUUUUUUUUCUCUCGGUUUGGUGGUCGCCCGUGUGAAUUUUUUUCUCUUCUAGGUUUCGUGUAUCAGCGUCUUCUAGAUUUUUCUCGGUGACCCAACAUGAUCUACUUGCUGUUUCGUGUGAAAGCUCUCUUGUUUUUCGGUCUGUUGUUUUUGGGUUGGUGUUAUCGGCACCGUUUGUUCCAGGUUUGAGUUUUUCGGCAGCCUCUGUUCAGGUCUCGGCAGCAGUACUCUUCUGGUGGGCCCCUCGACAUGUCUGUUCCUGGUUUGCAUAGUUUUUCGGCAGCUUCUGUUUCCAUCUCGGCAGCUGCAUCCUUCUGGAGGGCAUCUCGACAUUUUGUGCCUUCGAUUUAUCGCAGAUGCAGCUUGUCCUUUCUGAAUUUAUUUAUUUGUGAUGAACUCUGCACCUGUGUCAAGUUUACGGGCACAAACUACUCUACUUGGGUAUUUCAGUUUGAACUUUUCCUCAAGGGAAAAGAUCUUUGGAGUCAUAUUGAUGGCACGAAUGUUGCCCCAAAAUCCACUACUGAGAAAUCCAAAGAUCUCGAGACUUCUCCUUCAUGGGUUGUACUUGAUGCUAAGAUUUUGUCUUUGCUUCUUCGCUCGAUGGAGCCACAUAUUGUUACCAACUUGCGAGCUCAUCGCUCCGCUCAAUCCAUGUGGAAUUAUUUGAAGAAGGUUUAUCAUCAAGCUAAUGAUGCUCGUCGCUUUCAGUUAGAACAUGCGAUUGCCAUAUUUCAACAUGGUAGUAUUUCCAUCCAAGACUACUAUUUGGCAUUGUUUACUCUUUGGCAUGAAUAUACUGAUUUCGUUACAAUGGAUGUUCUUGUUGCCGCUCUUUCGACUAUUCAGACUCUUCAUGAGACUAGCCGGCGUGAUCAAUUUCUUAAGAAACUAUGCCUAGAAUUUGAAUUUGUUCGCUCCCUCUCUUGAUAUUUGUUUUGGUGAUUUACUUUACGAAGAACAACGUCUUAGUACUCAAGCUACUCUGGAGCAAUCUCAUGGAAAUUCCGGGACGGCAACUGUGGCUUAUGCUGCCCAAGGAUGGGGAUCACCUAUGAAUUCUAAAAAUUUGUAAUGUUUCUGCUGCAAGGAAUAUAGGCGUAUUGCUUCCAAUUGUCCUAAGAAAUAUUGUUCCUAUUGCAGGAAAAGGGUCACAUUGUCAAAGAAUGUUGUAUCCGCCCCCAGAAUCGUCAAGCCUAAGCAUUUUAGACUUCUGUUAUUGUUCCUCCCGCAGCGACUUCUAUAGCACAUGGCUCUUCCUCAAGUGCUUCCAUUAAUCUUGCACCUCCUGCAACAAAUUACUGCACACCAGAAAUGGUACAACAGAUGCUAAUUUCGGCAUUAUCUGCAAUGGGGUUCCAAGGACCAGGUAACGGGGGAGCCGAUCGCAAAGGGACCUAAAGUGGGGCGCUUGUUUCCACUAUUUUUACCUGUUCCAGCACUUUCUCCAAUUUCUUCUAUUAGUCUUUUGCUUGUAAUAAUGUUCCUGAUUUGAGGUAUGGUGUGGCAUCGUCGUUUAGGCCAUCCCAAUACUUAGAUCUUACCUCAUGUAUUGCACUCUGGUUUUCUUGGUAAUAAAGAACGUUCUUCUUUAUCUCUUGAGUGUGAUUCUUGUAAACUUGGUAAAAGCAAAACUCU